UUAUGCGGAAGUGGACCAUUAUAACGCUCUGUGAGUGGGCAGAGGAGUAGUACGCUGCUUUUAUUUGCUGUAACUCACUUGCCUCCAUAAUUUCCACCGCAUUACGGGCCGGCAAACUCGACUAUACAACUCUUCGGCAAGAUGCUGAAUGCUGCCGCCGCAGAGAGGAACAAGGGGCCAAUUUUAGCGGUGCUGCGUGACUGCGUGAGCACGGACAGACCGCUGCAGGCUUUGGAAAUCUCCUCUGGUACCGGCCAGCAUGUCACACACUUCGCCCAGACCUUGCGGAAUAUAUGUUGGCAGCCGUCAGAAUAUGACCGCAAGUCUUUGGCCAGUAUAGAAGCGUACAGAGCUCACUACCGCCUGGCUAAUGUCAGGCCUGCCAUCUACCUGGAUGCCUCCAUGCCCUGUGAUCACUGGGGAGGGAUCCAGCCAGAGAGCCUCGACCUGGUACUCAACAUCAACAUGAUUCACAUCUCUCCAAUGGCUUGCACAGAGGGUUUAUUCAAAGGGGCUGGGGUUAUCCUGAAGCCGCAAGGAGUUCUGCUGACAUACGGGCCCUAUGCCAUGAAUGGUCAGAUCACACCACAAAGCAACAUUGACUUUGACUACAGCCUAAGGCAGAGGAAUCCAGAGUGGGGCCUCAGGGAUAUCUCCCAUCUCAGCUCUAUAGCACAAAAGAGUGGUUUGUUCUUGGAGAAAAUAGUGGACAUGCCAGCUAACAACAAGUGCCUUCUGUUCAGGAAGGAGAGUUUGGUGUGAGGUAUCCUGUUAUUCCUCUUCUGGAUGCUGACAGAGGAACCUGUUCCAGCAGUGCUCACAUGUUAUCUCAUUACCAGGAUCAGGAUUGUCAAAGCACCACAUCUGAUACCUUGAGCUCACAAGAAUUGCCAAAUUUCUCAUAAUUGUAAAUGUGUUAUAUAUCCCUGUGUUCUAAUACAUACUGCCAUUACUAGAGUUUGAUCUCACAUGCUAUAAUUUACAGUGUAAUUGCUCUAGGUAAUGUGCACCUCAGUAAAAUGAACAUGACUCUCAGCUUCAUAUUGCUUUUGUGUUAUAUUUGUCCCAGUACAGCCACCUACUUUUUAUGUUUCCAAUUUGUGCAGAAUAUCAAUAAAACUAAUUUAAGAGAA
Messenger RNA from Myripristis murdjan (pinecone soldierfish), 1133 nucleotides. RefSeq names its product methyltransferase like 26 (gene mettl26). The record is from RefSeq and is a predicted model, not a curated record. The coding region runs from base 142 to 762 and encodes 206 amino acids. The transcript has 6 exons. NCBI's taxonomy places the organism in Eukaryota, Metazoa, Chordata, Actinopteri, Holocentriformes, Holocentridae.